Molecule: messenger RNA, 3550 nt
Organism: Xiphias gladius (swordfish)
Lineage: Eukaryota; Metazoa; Chordata; Actinopteri; Istiophoriformes; Xiphiidae
Gene: cfap92
Product: cilia and flagella associated protein 92 (putative)
Exons: 16
Coding region: 139-3471 (1110 amino acids)
Source: RefSeq, a predicted model, not a curated record
ACACAUAAGUGGAAAUCUAUGCGACGGCUUGGCCGACUUCAGCACUUCAGCACAGCGCGUGACAUUCGUUAGAUUAAGUAAACUGCGUUGGCAGCUCGUAGCUCAGGUGAAGUGGCAAGAAGCGCCCGAGCGUUUUUAAUGGAAAAUAUUGCAGUGGAAUCAGACCUCAUGGCCAGCAUUUUGGAGACAGCUCUGUGUAAUUCACAGCCGGACUGUGAUGAUGGCGAUCUUACAGAUAAAGGACAGGAAGAUGUCCUUUUUCUUGAGACUGAUUUGUCAACCAUGGAGCAUGGUUUGGAAAACAGGUCGAGUUCAACUGAGCAUAUCACAUCACAGACAGAUGACUGCUCCUAUUACAUCAAAUGGAUAGCUUACAUUGCCCUUGCUAUUCCAAGAGGGGAAGAAAUUGAUGUCCCUGCAGCUCCUGAAAAGGCCAAGAAAACCAAUAAAGACUCAUCUACAGUUUUGGCGAAAGCCUAUAAAGCUCAGAGCUGUUAUCAUAUUGAAUACAAGUUGUUUCCAGGUGAUACAGAGAUAAUUAAAGUGGAUCUAGUAGUGUUUGGGCCAGUAGCAAAAAUGUACAAAGAAGAAGAGUUCAAGAUUCUGAGAACAUGGGAUGAAGGAGAUCAGACAUGGGUUGGUUGGACCCAGAAUUUCAAUGUCAGAGUCAACAAGGACACAUUGAUCAGUCUACUUCCUCAUAAGAUCGGGCUGAAGAUAUGGAACAGUAAGGACAAACUGUCCAGCCAGGCCCGCUAUGAGAGACUGAAAGCCUUUAGAUUGCCACAGGAUCAACCUGAGGAUGCAACAGACAUGUGUGGUGGCAUCAAAACUAUGGUAAACAAACUGAGAGUCUCAUGUGAGAAGAAGUCAAACACAUCUAAAAAACACAAAUGUAGUAUGUCGUUUAAUUCUGAUUCAGAGGUGGGCUCAGAAACAGACAAGAACUUGGCUCUCCCAGUAAAAACUGAUGCAUAUUACCUUGAGGACAUAAAAAAGAAUGGCACCACAUCAGUUGAAAUCAGUCCCACCCGUUUGUUGGCAGGUGAGACCUCAGUGACUGAACGCUUCCCAGUCUGUUCAUCUGGUGUAUUUGAGGUCAUGUGCAACAUCUCCCUGGACAGACCUCUAGUAUCUGACCAAUUGAAAGCUGAACUCAAUCCACUGGUCAUCACAAUUUUGUCAGCCACCUCAAUGCCUUCAUCCCCAGUCCCUUUCAACAUCCUACAGGAAAAAUGCAUGCCAGUCUAUUGCCAGUACAAGUUCCAUAACUUGAGCAUGCACAGAACAAACUAUCACAAGCAUGGCACCAACAUCUACUUCAAUGAUGUAAAUGUGAUCCUGACUGGCUUGAUGAGUCCUCGAGAGCUCCAAGAGUUCCUCUCCAGUCGGCCUCUGCAGAUAGAAGUUCAUGAUCGUGACAGAAAGUUGGAAGAAACACCAAAAACUCCAACAGUGUUUUGCAUGGGGUCGGAUGAUGACAUGCUGAGCAAUGCAGCACUAUUCAAACAUAAAGUGAUGGUUUUUAACUCUUAUGGGAUUGCAAGCCUAAACCUGUCAGAGUUGCUAUUUGGGAAGAAAAGUCUAAUGAUGCACUUACCAAUCAAAUGCUGCCCCCCACCUCCAAAGCUGGGCAGGGAGAGAAGUGCAUGGAGGAAGAUGACAGACAGAGCAGCCAGCAGAGAUCCCAUGCCACAGGCCCAUUACUAUGAUGCCAAUUCUCAACUCAAAGUCAAAGUUGAGAUAGCUUUCCCACUGAAUGUUAAGAAUGACAGCUGGGAAUCGGAGUCCUAUGAUUGUCCAUUUGGGCGCAUCAUCUACCUCUUUGAUUACAACAACUUCUCUGUUAUGACCAAGCUUAGAUCAGAGAUCCUCAGAAUCAAUGCAUCAGCCUUCCGUCUCUGCUCACACUCACUGGAAAAUAUAGAGAGAGCUCUAUCAAAUUACAGAGGCCUAAUGAAUUUCAAGCAUGAUGAGAGCAAGGAUCUGGAUUUUGUUACAGGAUUCCAUGUGCUAGAUAAGAGGACACACAUCUUCGUUCUUGAAGGGCUGAAACACAAAGCAGUGAGGAGACUUUGGGAGGCUGUUCCUAUGAAGCUAAGUGGGAGUGAGGAAGAGCAGGUGAUCGUCCUCUACAAUUCAAACCUGGGUUUCUUCAAGCGCAUCUAUGACUCAUUAGAUGUGGGUUUGAGUCCUAUCCAUCUAUAUGAGUCACUACAGACCAUCAUGAGACAGCCCCUGGUCUACAUUAGAGGCAUGGUCCCCCAACCCUGCUUCCAGGCUUUGUCAAGGUUAAGCCAGCUGUGCCAAGUCAGGAAACUCAAAGAUGUGGUGCACUAUAACCUCUUCCCCUCAGCUGACAUGAUUAUCAGCAUGAGCAAGGUAUAUGGCACAUAUGCUGAGCAGUGGAAGCAAAAAGCCAGCGCAAACACUGAGAUGGACUUGACCACUCUGCCUGUCAGUGUGAAAAGACAUACACCGCUCGACACACACAACAGAGAAUAUGUCAGAUGGAAACACAACAGCCAGCAGAUGCCAUUCCAGCACGUCAGAGACUUUGUUCAGGAAAAUAUUCACAAGGUGCAAGAGGAAAGUGAGCAGUUGCAGAAGCCAGAGGUUGCUGUGUUAAGGAUGGAUCAGGCUGCAACCAGGCCAGCACACAACUACAGCAUCCAGACCUUCAACUCAAAUGAGCAAGCCAAGGAGCUACUCCACAAAGAGAUGGCUAAGGUGCCGGGGCGGAGGUUCACCUACAGUCAGCAGUACCAUAGUGCUACAGUGGAGCCUGGAUACAUGACUUCUAAAACUGACUCCAGCUCUGCUGCUCCCUCCACAGUUUGGUUCACAAGUUUGAGAAGUGACAAGUCCAAAUUGCACCCCAGACACCCAGAUGAGGCUCGUGUGGAGGAACUGAGGAAGCCAUGGAGAGAGAACAUCCUACAUGCCAACACCCUGAAGCCCACACUUUCACGGGACAUAUGGGUCUGGAGCCAGCGCUAUGAGGACUUUCAGCUCUACAGCAAACCUCCCUCUUUCUUCAGCACACUUCCUGUCACCAUUCACCUGGCUGGAGACUCUCUACAGCAGGAACAGCUUGAAGCAGCCAAAGCUCAGUACAGCCGCUGGCUGAAGAAACUGCUUCCCGGCAGCAGCAGCACCCAGCCAGACAACGGCACCGUCCCAGAGUUUAAGUGUCACAUGGGAGGAAACUCAGGGAUAAUUCAGGAUAUACUGAAAGAUCAGCCUCAGAAGUAUUCAUUGAGGAAACCAGGCCUGAUGCUGAAGCCUUUGCCUCAACUAUCUGUGAUGAACUUGCUUGAUAACAAAGCAGAGGCUCCGGCUUUGGGUCCAGGCCCCUGUAUGGACCGCAGCUUCAGCAGCAAAAACAACGCCAUCCCCAGACAUAUCUCCCUUUACAACAAGGACCACUAUUUUGGAUUCAGUAGGCAGCAUUCCUUCCUGUACAACUGACUGCCUUGCCUCUGACAGACAAGGAGAAGAAUAUCUUCGCUUUUCAAAAGUAUGCCCCUAAUAUGAAAACUGUACCUGA